This is a messenger RNA of Physella acuta, 2817 nucleotides long. RefSeq names its product G-protein coupled receptor GRL101-like. NCBI's taxonomy places the organism in Eukaryota, Metazoa, Mollusca, Gastropoda, Physidae. Gene Ontology annotation, molecular function: protein binding; G protein-coupled peptide receptor activity. Gene Ontology annotation, cellular component: plasma membrane. Gene Ontology annotation, biological process: adenylate cyclase-activating G protein-coupled receptor signaling pathway; activation of adenylate cyclase activity; hormone-mediated signaling pathway. The record is from RefSeq and is a predicted model, not a curated record.
AUGCAGGGGAAUACGGUAACCAUAGAAUCGGAGUCAGAGUUCCAGCUUGUACAAGACCUUCUACAGAACACACUUGAUGCCUCAGGCCCAGAGACUUGGUGUAGACAACAAAACAACAGCGUGUGUCUGGCCUUGAACCUAACUCGACAUGGGAAACAUUUUAGGUGGGGUCAAGGUCGACCACUUGUUAUCUCUGCGCCUUGGUCAACGAAUCUUGAAGAAAGUGGAGAUUGUGUCACGUGGAUUUUAUCACGUGAUGCAAGUGGCUACAGUAAAACAUGGCUUCAAGUGAAUUGUAACUUGACAGAUCAAUAUGUUGUCAUCUGUGAGGUGGAAACGUUUCUAAAACGUAAUCCAAGAUAUCUAGCGAUGGGGAAAGAAUUUAUAGAGUACAAUCAGGACGUCGUUUCUGUCGCAGCGUAUUUUGAGGAUGACAAUUUCCGUCUUGGGUUUAAUAACAUUAUGUAUUAUUACAUCGCACGAUUUGACUGUGGCGAUGAAUCUGACAAAUCUAUAGCUUAUUCCUUUGUCUGUGACAACAAACAAGAUUGUCCAAAUGGUAGUGACGAAGAGGGUUGUACAGGAGACAAAGACAAGAUAUGGUUUUACAACUCAACUCAGAAAAACUUUAGAAGAACAGAUGGAAGCAAUACACGACAAUGCGACACCAUCAAACAUCCGUCUUGUUUUGAUCUAAAACAGCUGUUACAUGAAUUGUGUAAUUCUCAAUCAGAUGUUUACGGGUUGUUUGAAAACAAAUUUAACGUAACAAAUACUGUACCAGACAACAGUACGCUCUCUGUACUAUGGCUUGAUAUUCUAUCAUGCAGUGAAGGUCCUACUCCUGUAAAAACAAUUGGAUCUAACCAAACUAUGACAUGUGUAAUGGCCCCUAAAUGUUUGUACAUUAAAUCUUUGUUUGAGGGUGACGUCAUAGGUUGCCAUAAUAUGAUCCACCUACAGAAUUGUACGACAUACAAAUGUCCAUCUGGCUACGCCAAAUGUCCACUGUCUUAUUGUAUCCCAGAGACUUACGUCAAUGACGGGACACAGGAUUGUCCACAGGGAGAAGAUGAAACCAAUCUGAUGUUGAAGUGUUUCAAUACGUCACAGUAUGUUUUCCUACAGCACGUUUGUGAUGGCUACAUAGACUGUCCUAAUGGUGACGAUGAAAUUAAUUGCAAUAUUGAAUGUUCUAACUUUUUGAUAUGUGUUGCAGGGGUGGCAAUUGUCGAUGUUAUGUACUUUCAUUUUUCAGACACACAGACAUAUAUAGUUCGUAUUGAUUAUUCCAUUCGAAGCCUUCGUUUUGUAAAUAGAAGGUCCGAACGUGAGUUGUCUUCAAUAACAAUACAAUUGGGAAAAAAAUCAAAACUGACAUAUUUACAUGGUAACUCAAUGAAUAUCAAAUCAGAAAACUCUAAUUUCUUAUCAAUAUCUGAAACAAACGAUAUAAAGCAUGCACACUUUAGUUCUAAUAAGCUUCAAAAAAUAACAUCAAGUGGAUUUUUUUCAAAAUUGAAAAGACUUAAAUUAUUGAACUUGUCAUUAAACACAGAGCUAACUACUUUUAAUUUGACUAUCCCAUCACUAGAGAUGUUACUUUUGUCUUACACAGAAAUUUCAAGUCUUGAUAAGAACAUAUUUGAAAAAAUGAAAAAUCUGAAAACUUUACAUUUAAGAAAUACUAAAUUAACGAAUUUAAACUUUAUCCCUGACGGUUUUACGCUGGAAACGCUUGAUAUCAGCGGUACUAAAAUGCAAGGGAUAGGAUCCAAUUAUUUUAGAAACCUGAACAUUACAGGAGUUAUAAGAACAUCACAGUAUAAACUGUGUUGUCCCCAAGCACUUGGCCCAAACAUACCCAUUGAGAAGUGUCAAUCUGAUGACAAAUCUAUUUCUUCCUGUACAGACCUAAUCAGGGGUGUUAGCAUGAGAAUUAUUCUGUGGGCGAUAGGUCUUCUGGCCUUGGUGGGGAACAUGUUUGCUCUAGCGUAUAGAAUGAUAUGGGAUAGAAAGGUUUUACAGACAGUGUACGGGCAGUUUGUGUCCAACCUCUGUAUCUCAGACAUGAUAAAUGGCUUUUAUCUCAUCAUGAUUGGCGUGGCUGAUGAAGUGUAUCGGGACACUUAUUUUGUCAGAGAAGACGAAUGGAAAUCCGGGGUUGUCUGCCAAGUGGCCGGGUUUCUGUCAACCCUCUCCAGCGAGGUCACGACGUUCUUUAUCUGUCUGAUAACACUGGACAGAUUUCUGACACUCAGGUUCCAAACUGGCAAGUACCGAUUCACCACGAGUACAAAACGUGCAUCCAUCAUCCUUUGCUGGUUUCUUGGGUUAUCUUUAGCUUUGGUGCCAGUACUGUGCCCUGAGUGGGGAAUAUUUACAUCAAACUCCAUGUGUUUGGCAUUUCCUUUAGACGCUGCUGUAAGUGGUGGACGUUAUUACUCUGUGGCACUUUUCUUAGGUUUGAAUUUUGUUCUGUUUCUGUCUAUAAUAGUCGGCCAGAUUUUCAUCUUACGUUCUCUCUCCGCUAGAAGAACUGUUUCUACUUUCACUACCGUAAACAAUUCAAGACGAGCCCAGGACGUUCUCGUUGCUAGGCAACUGUUUCUUGUGGCCGUGACCAACUUCCUGGCCUGGGUGCCGGUGCAGAUAUUGGGGACACUUGCACUGGCUGGGGUUGACCUCGACAACGACGUCUACACGUGGACGGCUGUGUUGGUUUUACCCCUGAACUCGGCCUUGAACCCUUUAGUAUACUCUUUUCCAAGACUGUACAACCUGUUUCUGUCUCUAAAAAAUGCUUGUUGCAAAUAA